Eruca vesicaria subsp. sativa (arugula) is the source of this 1715-nucleotide messenger RNA. Lineage: Eukaryota; Viridiplantae; Streptophyta; Magnoliopsida; Brassicales; Brassicaceae. The record is from the annotation of a GenBank genome assembly.
UUCUCUCUACUUUCUUCCAACAAUGGCUGCUAAGUCCUUGUUCCAAAGCCCUAAUCUGAAACAUGUUCCAUUUCUAAGAUCAGACCAAACUCUUUUUCUUCCUCAUGUUGUCUCUCUCCCCAGUUCCAAAAACACCCCCAAAAGACUCGUAGUUUCUUCUUCUGCUGUAUUAGCACCACGUAUUCUUACAUCUCCGGUUGCUACACCUCGAGCUCAGGCCCCAUGCUCUGGUGAAGAAGUGACUACUGUACCGUUGGCUAGGGUUUGGAGAGAGAUACAAGGGUGUAACAACUGGAAAGAUCUCAUCGAACCUUUAAACCCUCUUCUCCAACAAGAGAUCACUCGCUACGGCAACUUAGUCUCCACAUGUUACAAAGCCUUCGACCUAAACCCUAAUUCAAAACGUUACUUGAACUGCAAGUAUGGCAAAAAAACUCUACUUAAAGAAACCGGAGUCGACCAACCUGAGGAAUACCAAGUCACCAAAUAUAUCUACGCCACACCGGACAUCAACAUCAGCAUCAGUCCGAUACAGAACGAGGCGAAUAAGGGCGCACGCUGGGUAGGCUACGUCGCCGUUUCAUCUGAUGAAUCGGUAAAACGUUUAGGGAGGAGAGACAUUGUUGUGACGUUUCGUGGAACGGUAACUAAUCCCGAAUGGGUCACAAACUUCAUGAGCUCUUUGGCUCCAGCUAGGUUCGAUCCCCAUAACACACGUCCCGAUGUGAAGGUGGAAUCAGGGUUCUUGAGUUUAUACACAUCUGAUGAGAGUGAGAGCAAGUUCGGACUAGAGAGCUGCAGAGAGCAGCUUCUGUCUGAAAUCUCGAGAUUGAUGAAUAAGUACAAAGGAGAAGAAAUGAGUAUAACACUCGCUGGACAUAGCAUGGGAAGCUCGUUGGCUCAUCUUCUUGCUUACGACAUUGCAGAGCUAGGUUUAAACCGGAGGAUAGGUGAGAGAGAUGUACCGAUAACCGUCUUCUCUUUCGCGGGUCCUAGAGUUGGUAACUUGGGGUUCAAGAAACGUUGUGAGGAGCUAGGGGUUAAGGUUUUGAGGAUCACUAACGUUAACGAUCCGAUCACUAAACUUCCAGGCGUUUUAUUCAAUGAGAAUUUUAGGGUUUUAGGUGGUUUUUAUGAGCUUCCAUGGAGCUGUUCAUGUUAUGCUCAUGUUGGGGUUGAACUCACACUGGAUUUCUUUGAUGUUCAAAACAUUUCUUGCGUUCACGAUCUUGGGACUUAUAUCGAUCUUGUCAACAGGCGAAGAAUAAGCUCGAAAUCAGCAGAUUCUGAUAAAGACGAGGAGAGUAACAAUUUUUCAUUAGAGUUUUUGAAGAGAAAGGGUGAGAAUAUGAUGUUGUUGAAGGGACAACGAAUGAUGCACUGGACCAACGUCGUAGAUCUACUAUCUUCUGUCUCUGAUCAUAUGUUGUAUUGUAACAUUUUCUAGCCCUAGUCAUUUAAGCUAGAUUUAGGAUCAUGUAAGCUAGGUUUAGUUAUAAUGUAAUAUUUCCAAUCCUAUCCAUAACGUACAAAGCAUAUAUGCGGAUUGUUCUCACUAUUUCCUUAGAUCACAAGAAAGUGUAGAUUGUUUAUAUACAUGUGCAUUCGAUUCUAUGUAUAUGUCUGUUUGUUCUUAUCGAAAUGUAAUACAGGAAUCAUAGAUUGUCAAGCAAGUACACAUUCAUUGGACAAACGUUCUUUGAGUUGAAUAAUAU